Messenger RNA from Chlorocebus sabaeus (green monkey), 1515 nucleotides. It is a transcript of the gene SUN3, whose product is annotated as Sad1 and UNC84 domain containing 3. Gene Ontology annotation, cellular component: nuclear envelope; meiotic nuclear membrane microtubule tethering complex. Gene Ontology annotation, molecular function: protein-membrane adaptor activity. The record is from RefSeq and is a predicted model, not a curated record. NCBI's taxonomy places the organism in Eukaryota, Metazoa, Chordata, Mammalia, Primates, Cercopithecidae.
AGAAGCUUUACAAAAUUCCUUCUUCAAGAAGAAACACCCGUGGAGGAAGAAGACAUUAAACAAAACAAAUUUAAAAACUGUAUGUAUAGCUUCAUGUUUUUAAUAAAAUAGGAAUGAGGACAAAUGUUGCUCUUCAUCCUACCAGCUGUUUGUUCUUUGGUAGGGGAUCAUGAGUGGAAAAGCAAAGGCAAGAAGGGCUGCCAUGUUUUUUAGAGGUUGCUCUGAAGACGCCAGCGGUAGCACCAGUGGCAGCACUUUGCUAUCAGAGGAUGAAAACCCUGAUGCGAAUGGGGUAACUCGAUCAUGGAAGAUUAUUCUAAGUACAAUGUUUACUUUGACUUUUCUUCUUGUAGGCUGGAGUGCAGUGGCACGAUUUCGGCUCACUGCAACCUCCACCUCCCGGGUUCAAGGAAUUCUCCUGUCUCAGUCUCCCAAGUAGCUGGGACUACAGGACUCCUAAGUCAUCAGUGGCUUAAAGAAACAGAGGUUCCUCAGAAAUCCAGACAAUUAUAUGCCAUAAUUGCAGAAUAUGGCUCAAGGCUUUAUAAAUUACAGGCCAGACUUCGUAUGCCUAAAGAGCAACUGGAACUUUUAAAGAAGGAAAGCCAGACUCUGGAAAACAAUUUUCGUAAAAUUCUACUUUUGAUUGAACAAAUAGAUGUCCUGAAGGCAUUGCUUAGAGAUACGAAGGAUGGUACGGACAAUAAUCACAGCUGGAACGCCCAUGGAGUCCCUGUGGAGGACCCAGACCACACAGAGGAAAUGUCAAACUUGGUCAAUUAUGUACUUAAAAAGUUGAGAGAAGACCAAGUCCAGAUGGCUGAUUAUGCUCUGAAGUCGGCCGGAGCCUCCAUCAUUGAAGCCGGGACCUCAGAAAGUUAUAAAAAUAAUAAAGCAAAAUUGUACUGGCAUGGGAUAGGUUUCCUAAAUCAUGAAAUGCCUCCAGAUAUUAUUCUCCAGCCGGAUGUCUACCCUGGAAAGUGCUGGGCUUUUCCAGGUUCCCAGGGUCAUACCCUAAUCAAGCUUGCUACAAAGAUCAUACCUACUGCUGUUACCAUGGAGCACAUCUCAGAGAAGGUGUCUCCCUCAGGGAACAUCUCCAGUGCACCCAAGGAAUUUUCUGUCUAUGGCGUCACCAAAAAAUGUGAAGGAGAAGAAAUUUUCCUAGGUCAGUUUAUAUAUAACAAAACAGGAACCACCGUUCAAACAUUUGAACUCCAGCAUGCUGUUUCUGAAUAUUUAUUAUGUGAAACUUAACAUCUUUUGUAACUGGGGACACCCGAAGUAUACUUGUUUAUGUCUCGAUUCAGGGUCCACGGCACACCAGGCUCAAACACAUCUAGAGAGUUGGUGCAGAGGUCAUGCCACAUGUCCAGAAUAUUCAGAAUUACUUAUUCUCUUAGAUGAUACCACACAUAGGAAUUGAGAAUUAGGAGUGGGAAAACCUCAAAGUGGUUCAUACUUGCCUAUAAAGUAAGCGAAUUUUACGAAUAAAAAAUAUGGAAGUAGAUUAAA